CGGUGCAGGCGGCUGGCGGGCGGGCGCUUCGCGGUUUGAAUGGCUGAGGGCCCGGUCCCUCAGCUCAGUUGAGGACCAGCCGCCCAGGGAGUGCUAUGCCGUCUGGAGGCGACCAGUCGCCGCCUCCCCCGCCUCCUCCUCCUCCUCCGGCGGCUGGAGCCUCGGAGGAGGAGGAGGAUGACGACGGCGAAGCCGAGGACGCCGCGCAGCCGGCCGGGUCGCCGACCCCUCAGAUCCGGCAGCGGUUUGACGAACUGUGCAGCCGACUUAACAUGGACGAGGCGGCGCGGGCCGAGGCCUGGGACAGCUACCGGAGCAUGAGCGAGAGCUACACGCUGGAGGGAAAUGAUCUUCACUGGUUAGCAUGUGCCUUAUAUGUGGCUUGCAGAAAAUCUGUUCCAACUGUAAGCAAAGGGACUGUUGAAGGAAACUAUGUAUCCCUAACUAGAAUCCUACGAUGUUCACAGCAGAGCUUGAUUGAAUUUUUUAACAAAAUGAAGAAGUGGGAAGACAUGGCAAACCUACCCCCCCAUUUCAGAGAGCGUACUGAGAGGUUGGAAAGAAACUUCACUGUUUCUGCUGUAAUUUUUAAGAAAUAUGAACCCAUUUUUCAAGAUAUUUUUAAAUAUCCCCAAGAGGAACAACCUCGUCAACAAAGAGGAAGAAAACAGAGGCGACAGCCCUGUACUGUGUCUGAAAUCUUCCAUUUUUGUUGGGUGCUUUUUAUAUAUGCAAAAGGUAAUUUUCCUAUGAUUAGUGAUGAUUUGGUCAAUUCUUACCAUCUUCUGCUGUGUGCUUUGGACUUAGUUUAUGGAAAUGCUCUACAGUGUUCCAAUCGUAAAGAACUUGUGAACCCUAACUUUAAAGGCCUAUCUGAAGAUUUUCACACCAAGGAUUCUAAACCUUCCUCUGACCCACCUUGUGUCAUUGAGAAACUCUGUUCUUUACAUGAUGGCCUAGUUUUGGAAGCAAAGGGAAUAAAGGAACAUUUUUGGAAACCUUAUAUUAGGAAACUUUAUGAAAAAAAGCUCCUCAAAGGAAAAGAAGAAAAUCUUACUGGCUUUCUAGAACCUGGGAAUUUCGGAGAGAGUUUUAAAGCCAUCAAUAAUGCCUAUGAGGAGUAUGUUUUAUCUGUUGGGAAUUUAGAUGAACGGAUAUUUCUUGGAGAGGAUGCUGAGGAAGAAAUUGGGACUCUCUCACGAUGUUUGAACACUGGUUCAGGAACAGAGAGUGCUGAAAGAGUGCAGAUGAAAAACAUCUUGCAGCAGCAUUUUGACAAGUCUAAAGCACUUACAAUCUCCACACCACUCAGUGGUGUGAGGUACAUUAAGGAGAACAGCCCUUGUGUGACCCCAGUUUCUACAACUACACACAGCUUGAGUCGUCUUCACACGAUGCUGACAGGCCUCAGGAAUGCACCGAGUGAGAAACUGGAACAAAUUCUCAGGACAUGUUCCAGAGAUCCAUCCCAGGCUAUUGCUAACAGAUUGAAAGAAAUGUAUGAAAUAUAUUCCCAGCAUUCCCAGCCAGAUGAAGAAUUCAAUAAUUGUGCUAAAGAAAUUGCCAGCAAACACUUUCGUUUUGCAGAGAUACUUUACUAUAAAGUAUUAGAGUCUAUUAUCGAGCAGGAACAAAGGAGACUGGGAGCCACAGAUUUGUCUGGUAUUCUGGAACAAGAUGCAUUCCAUAGAUCACUUUUGGCUUGCUGUCUUGAAGUCAUCACUUUUUCUUAUAAGCCUCCGGGGAAUUUUCCAUUUAUUACUGAAAUAUUUGAUGUACCACUUUAUCAUUUUUAUAAGGUAAUAGAAGUAUUUAUUAGAGCAGAAGACGGGCUUUGUAGAGAGGUGGUAAAACACCUUAACCAGAUUGAAGAACAGAUCUUAGAUCAUUUGGCAUGGAAACCAGAGUCCCCACUCUGGGAUAAAAUUAGAGAUAAUGACAAUAGAGUUCCUACAUGUGAAGAGGUCAUGCCACCUCAGAACUUGGAAAGAGCAGAUGAAAUUUCUAUUGCUGGCUCCCCUUUGACUCCUAGAAGGGUGAGUGAAGUUCGUGCUGAUACUGGAGGACUUGGAAGAAGUAUAACAUCUCCAACUACACUAUAUGAUAGAUACAGCUCCCCAACAGUCAGCACUACCAGAAGGCGGCUGUUUGAGAAUGACAGCCCCUCUGAUGGAGGAACACCUGGGCGCAUUCCCCCACAACCCUUGGUCAAUGCUGUCCCUGUGCAGAGUGUAUCUGGGGAGGCAGUUUCUGUCACACCAGUUCCUGGACAGACCUUGGUCACCAUGGCAACAGCCACUGUCACAGCCAACAAUGGACAAACAGUGACCAUUCCUGUACAAGGUAUUGCCAAUGAAAAUGGAGGGAUAACAUUCUUCCCAGUCCAAGUCAACGUUGGAGGGCAGGCACAAGCUGUGACAGGCUCCAUUCAGCCCCUCAGUGCUCAGGCCCUGGCUGGAAGCCUGAGUUCUCAACAGGUCACAGGAACAACCUUGCAAGUCUCUGGUCAAGUGGCCAUUCAACAGAUUUCCCCAUGUGGACAACAACAGAAACAAGGCCAGGCUUUAACCAGCGGCAGUAUUAGACCCAAGAUGACCAGCUCUUUAUCACUGUUCUUUAGAAAGGUUUACCACUUAGCAGGUGUCCGCCUUCGGGAUCUUUGUGCUAAACUGGAUAUUUCAGAUGAACUAAGGAAAAAAAUCUGGACCUGCUUUGAGUUCUCCAUGAUUCAGUGUCCUGAAAUUAUGAUGGACAGACAUCUGGACCAGUUGUUAAUGUGUGCCAUUUAUGUCAUGGCAAAGGUCACAAAGGAAGACAAGUCCUUCCAGAACAUCAUGCGAUGUUACAGGACUCAGCCACAGGCCAGAAGCCAGGUAUAUAGAAGUGUUUUGAUAAAAGGGAAAAGAAAAAGAAGAAAUUCUGGCAGCAGUGAUAGCAGAAGCCAUCAGAAUUCGCCAACAGAACUAAACAAAGAUAGAACCAGUCGAGACUCUAGUCCUGUCAUGAGGUCCAGCAGCACCUUGCCAGUUCCACAGCCUAGCAGCGCCCCUCCUACACCUACUCGUCUCACAGGUGCCAACAGUGACAUGGAGGAGGAGGAGAGAGGCGACCUUAUUCAGUUCUACAACAACAUCUACAUAAAACAAAUCAAAACAUUUGCCCUAAAGUACUCACAAGCAAACAUAAUGGAUGCUCCUCCACUCUCUCCAUAUCCAUUUGUAAGAACAGGCUCCCCUCGCCGAAUACAGUUGUCUCAAAAUCAUCCUGUCUACAUUUCCCCACAUAAAAAUGAAACGAUCCUUUCUCCUCGAGAAAAGAUUUUUUACUACUUCAGCAACAGUCCAUCAAAGAGACUGAGAGAAAUUAACAGUAUGAUACGGACAGGAGAAACUCCAACUAAAAAGAGAGGGAUUAUUUUGGAAGAUGGAAGUGAAUCACCUGCAAAAAGAAUUUGUCCUGAAAAUCAUUCUGCCUUAUUACGCCGUCUCCAAGACGUAGCUAAUGACCGAGGUUCCCACUGAGGUUAGUUUCUGGUAUUGAAACUGUCUUUUCACAAACUCUGUUUAGCAGCAUCAUUUAAUGCAUGCUAGAUUAUGCAGCCCUUUUCCUUAAUCUAGCCAGUUAUUUAGAGCCUGUUAGAAACAGGAAGAGACAUUUUUAUGAGUACUUACUCCUUCCAAUAUCCUUAGGAUAUUUUUAUUCACCCCAACUGCCUUUUCCUCUGCUAGUUAGUGCUUACCAUCAACACUUCUCAGAACCCCUGAUCUCUUAACUCUGGCAAAGCGUUUAUAAGUAGAGAACAAAAUGCACUCAAAUAGGAGAUCUGUUGACAUGUUUCAGCAGAGGAGCUGUAUUUCACAUUUAUUCCUACCUGUCCAUGGUCAGCUGUAGCUGUUAAUGAAAAGCAAAACAAAAUUUAGGUAUUUUGUCCUAAAACACUUGGUAGGAGUGUGAGUUUUUGCUUUCACAAAAAUAGGAGGGUAGCCUAGAUUUGGAGGUCCCAAGUCACUAGCCUAUCUCCUGUUUCCUCUGCACUUCCUUCCUUUUCCCCAGUAGGUGAGGCGUGGUGUGAAAAGUGCUGAUUCAUCAGCUGUGCAAUGUCUGAAGGAACCUAUAGAAGUGGCAGCACUUUAGGGCUGUAAAAUGCUUGAUUUUGUAACCCAAAUUUUGCUGUAUAUUUGUGACGGCACUUUCUACAAUGUGAAGUUUAUGAAGUACAGAACUUCUAGGCUAAACAGCCAAUAUUUUCUUUAAUACUUUUGUACUUUUUAAAAACUGUUAAUGCCCUGGUAGCCAAACUUUGGGCAUGUGGUUUAAAUUCUCCAGUUUUUGUUGUUGUUAUAUAGGAAUCAGCUGGCAAAGUAAAAGAUUUUUAAAUCAGGUUGAAUUGAGGGGAUUAAUAUGACCUUUUUAGGAGGUAUAAAAAAGACAUGUGAAGUAUCUUUGGGUGUAUUCCUGGCAGUUUAAAAAAAUAGGUGGGAGAAUAUAGGUCUUUAUUAGUACAUAGUACCAUUUAUAUAAAUUAGAAAAUGUUAUUUAACAGCUAUUGAAUUAUCUAUAUAUACCUUUAUUAAUCACUAUUGUUCCAGCAGUUUUAAAAUUGAAUUAAUAAUCUUAUUAGGGAGAAAAUUUAACUGUAAAUUGAAUCAGUAUAAACAAAGUUACUAGGUAACUUCAUAUUGCUCUAAAAGAAACAUGGAUCUUACACUAUUCAAUUAGAAUAGUGUUCUGCAAAAAUAUUUAUAAAACCUCUGAAGAUACUUACUGCUACUGUAAUUUUAUAUGAAAAUAAAUGUAUUUUUCAAUAAAGCAUUUAUAAAUUA
This is a messenger RNA of Heterocephalus glaber (naked mole-rat), 4823 nucleotides long. It is a transcript of the gene Rbl2, whose product is annotated as RB transcriptional corepressor like 2. Gene Ontology annotation, biological process: negative regulation of G1/S transition of mitotic cell cycle; regulation of transcription by RNA polymerase II; cell differentiation. Lineage: Eukaryota; Metazoa; Chordata; Mammalia; Rodentia; Bathyergidae. Gene Ontology annotation, cellular component: chromatin; transcription regulator complex; nucleus. The record is from RefSeq and is a predicted model, not a curated record. Gene Ontology annotation, molecular function: RNA polymerase II transcription regulatory region sequence-specific DNA binding.